UAUUGAGAGUCCUCAUUGCCAAACUAUAUUGUUAUUAUUUCUUCCAAACUACUUUUAUAUAGUAUCUAUGGACAAGAGUGAGAGCAUUAUUUUACGUGGAAAUUGUAGUAACCGUGAUCAUCUUAUGAGCAAUGAUCUGAUGGAUUUGAGCAAUGUGAGGGUUCUGCUUUGCGAUACAGAUGCUGAGAGUUGCCAGGAAGUAUUAGCCCUUCUUAAGAAAUGUUGUUACCAGGUUAUACCAGUGUCUUCAGCAGUAGACGCGUUAGAUGCACUGAACUCUCGGGGGCCGUGUAUAGAUAUCAUACUUGCUGAAGCCUCUCUUCUUAUUUCCAAUGGGGCGAAGAUUUUCAAUUUCAUCAAGCUGGACAUCAAUUUAAAACACAUUCCUGUGAUCAUGAUGUUGGACGAGGACGAGGUCCCUCUCGUCUUGAAAGGUUUGGUGCUUGGAGCAACAGAUUAUCUUGUCAAACCAUUCAGCAGUAUUGAGCUAAUGAACCUGUGGACUCACAUGAAAAGAAACAGCACAAAGUUAGUAUAUUAAUAAGAUUCUCUUAGUGAUGUUAUAUGUGUUAUUCUUACUUAAGCAAAAUAAUGGAGAGUUUUCCAACUGAUGGAAUAUCACUUCAUGAAAUUCUUCCUCUGAAGUAUGACCUUUAUGUGGUGGAAAACUACUCUUGAUGAUAUUACCAAUUAUUAGAUCAAAUGGUUGGCAUAAAUAAUAGAUGCCAAGGGACUGAAAUUGAAAAUGUUCUUUAUUAGUUUCUCAAGUUAUUUAAGUAUUGGUUUGAUUAUAAAGGACACUGCUUGUUGCUUCUUAUUAA
Molecule: messenger RNA, 821 nt
Organism: Nicotiana tabacum (common tobacco)
Lineage: Eukaryota; Viridiplantae; Streptophyta; Magnoliopsida; Solanales; Solanaceae
Product: two-component response regulator-like APRR1
Biological process (GO): phosphorelay signal transduction system; cytokinin-activated signaling pathway
Source: RefSeq, a predicted model, not a curated record